AGUACUUAUUAUCCCACAAUUCCCUGCUCGCCCUUUUCCGGCCAUCUUGGAAAGUCGCUGAUCAUGGCUGACCAAGAAGCCAAGCAAAAUCCUCCUAAGAAAUCUGGAAGGCUUUACGUUAAAGCAGUCUUCACUGGUUACAAGCGUGGCCUUCGUAACCAACAUGAGAACACAUCUCUGCUGAAACUGGAGGGGGUGACCACAAAGAAAGCCACAGAGUUUUACCUGGGAAAGAGGUGCUGCUAUGUAUACAAGGCUAAAAAUAAGUCUGCCUGCCCAGGCCAUGAUAAAGCCAGUCGUAUCCGCGUCAUCUGGGGCAAAGUGACCCGGCCUCAUGGCAACAGUGGAGCGGUCAGGGCAAAGUUCAGGAAAAAUCUGCCGGCGUCAGCCAUGGGGAAGAGAGUCAGAGUGAUGCUGUAUCCAUCAAGAGUUUGAACAUCUUAAACUCUGAAUUUUUACUAGAGACUGGUCUGAAAUUAUGUAUAAAGAAAUAAACAAUGAAAUAAAUUAAGUGAAAUGUUUCACUUAAAAACGAACAUAA
Molecule: messenger RNA, 541 nt
Organism: Lingula anatina
Lineage: Eukaryota; Metazoa; Brachiopoda; Lingulata; Lingulida; Lingulidae
Product: large ribosomal subunit protein eL33
Biological process (GO): translation
Cellular component (GO): ribosome
Molecular function (GO): structural constituent of ribosome
Source: RefSeq, a predicted model, not a curated record